Frankliniella occidentalis (western flower thrips) is the source of this 790-nucleotide messenger RNA. RefSeq lists its product as uncharacterized. Lineage: Eukaryota; Metazoa; Arthropoda; Insecta; Thysanoptera; Thripidae. The transcript is spliced from 4 exons. The coding region runs from base 111 to 695 and encodes 194 amino acids. The record is from RefSeq and is a predicted model, not a curated record.
CGAGGGAAGGGGUGAGGUGCUCCCCGGUGCCCCCUACGUGACGUGCCCACCGUGGCCUCGGUGGCCGUGGUCAGCGGCUUGACCGCCAGUCGCAGCCGCGCCGCAGCACCAUGCAGUCCCUCCUCGUCCUCCUGGGCCUGUUCGCCCUGACCGCGCCCCUCCGCACAGCGCUGGCCAUCCCCACCACGGACCACAAGCUCCAGGAUGCCGACAAGGCCGUCGUCUCGCGCGUCGACUUCGCCGCGCACCACAAGGCCAUCGAGCUGCUCAUGUGCACGGCCGAGGAGUGCAACAAGUUGGCGGUGAACGGCGCCGCGACCGGGGGCGCCAUGAGCUACUCCUUCUACACGGGCUGCAACGCCCAGGGCGCGGGGCACUGCCACCUCAACCGCACGAUCUCCCCCAUCGACAACAAGCCGCUGUCCGCGGGCCCCGUGCAGUUCGUGACCAUGCGCCUGCCCAAGCUCUGGGCUGUCUGGCUCGACGGCCACCUGCGCCAGGCCCUGGUGCUGCCCGCGCCCGUCUGCAGCGACAAGCUCAAGAUCAAGCCCGCCCACGGCAACGACAUGCCCGUCAGCUUCUCCACCGUCAAGACCGAAAAGUUCGAAAAGGAGGACGCGUACGCCGGGCUGGAGCUGCCGUCGUCGGCCAAGGUCAUCGCCGACACUCUGGUGGAAAUCAUUACCUGCUCCUAGAUAUUUGUUCCUAAACAACUUGGUGUGUGAUUGACAUUGCAACCACACCGAUACGGUGUGCCGUUGAAAUACACCAAUCACUUUCCGGCACACGU